Messenger RNA from Ascochyta rabiei, 1470 nucleotides. RefSeq lists its product as uncharacterized. Lineage: Eukaryota; Fungi; Ascomycota; Dothideomycetes; Pleosporales; Didymellaceae. The coding region runs from base 1 to 1470 and encodes 489 amino acids. The transcript has a single exon. The record is from RefSeq and is a predicted model, not a curated record. Gene Ontology annotation, molecular function: ubiquitin protein ligase activity.
AUGUCCUUCAUAUCUCCUCGUACUAUUAGUCAUGCAUCCAUCUCCACCUUGGACCAUCAGUGGGAGCCUCAACAUGUACUUGAUCUUCAAGGUGACGGUCGGUGCGUCGGCCUUGCUCCGUCCAAGGGCCGCAAGUGUCAUAACCCCAUCAGCACAACCAAUUUGAACAUUUUCGACAACAUCAUUACCGAGCUCUCCCGCCGACCGCUUGACAUCACCCUCCUGCGUCCUCACCUUGAGCGUCUGGCUCGUUGUGGACUUUGUCUUAAGAAUCACCAAGGCCAAGCGGAUGACAUGGUGAAGAAAUGGUCGCAAGCGAUCGAGGACGCAGUCCGCCGCCUUACAUCGUCAGCGCGACGGACUACUACAGACACACAAAGCAGUACGGGUACACCAAGCACUACUGCGAUUGGUCGACCUGACCGCACAUCAGGCACACGCAGUGGAAAUCCAUUGCCUCCGAUUUCGUCUCCCCCCAGUCCUUCGCUUUCUGCACUGCAGUCUGAAGCGGAAACCCUGGAGAGAAGCAUUUUGACCAUGCAAGAAACGAUCACCACCGCCAUGCGCCGCCUUCAGAGACUGCAAUCUCUGCUACCAGCUGUAGACAUAGCUCCCUUGCAUGCGCGCGUGCCCACAGCAGAGAUAUCUUCCCUCCACUUGUCGAGAGCACCAAGCACAACAUCCGCCGCCCCAGUCGGUACAUUUGAUCAUAGGAGGAACUCCACUGAUCCCUCGCGCCCCUCAUCCCAGGGUAGAUCAAUGCCGACAUCCCUCUCCUCGGCACCCUAUGCGUCUCCCCCCUCCGACUCCGACUCCGGAGUGGCCUUUGACUGGGACUCAGACUCGGACUCGGACGACGCCUUCCGCCCUCUACCCCCUCUGAUGUUCGGUCCCAUCCGCCGUCACAUCUCACUUGGAGCGCCCGUCUUGCCAGCUUUGGCCCAGACAGCAACAGCCGCGACCCGUUCAUCUCCAGCUCCAGUUCUAGCUCCGGUCCCCCGAUAUAAUACCGCGCACGCACGUCGUCUGUCUCUUUCAGAGGAAUGCCCAAUCUGCUACUCCGGCGGACCUCUCUCCGCCUACGCUGCUUCGGAGCUGAUCUGGUGCACAUCAUCCUGCGGCCGCACCAUUCACAAAUCCUGUUUCAACGAUUGGCGCGCGCAGUGCUCCGCAACAAACUGGAAACCGGACUGCCCAGUGUGCAGGGCUGACUGGGACGACUCCUGCGCUUGUGGAGGCCUCUCGAAUUGCACGUCAGUCCAUGUACAUCGCCAAGCUACAUCGUCACCCUGCCCGAUCUGCAAGGAGGACAUGGAGGAGGGGGAAAUGCUUCAGUGGUGCAAGGACAGCUGUGGACAGAAUGUGCAUAAAGAGUGUGCUGAUGCUUGGGCGGCGCAGUGUGUGGGGAGUGGAAGGCAGGCAACCUGUACCAUGUGUCGUGCUCCAUGGGUCGAGGAGUGUAACUGUUGA